Molecule: messenger RNA, 985 nt
Organism: Hibiscus syriacus
Lineage: Eukaryota; Viridiplantae; Streptophyta; Magnoliopsida; Malvales; Malvaceae
Exons: 2
Coding region: 311-802 (163 amino acids)
Source: RefSeq, a predicted model, not a curated record
ACCGAAUUUCAACCAGGAUGUUUUGGCUAAAGAUUCAUGUGAUCAAACGGCAAUGGUUUGGUUCGUGCACCUUCGUUGCCGCCGUGUAUAGGGAGGGAAGAAAAGGUUCGAGAAAGGAAGGAUAAUGUGGGAAGAUGAAAUUGAAUAGGCAGUUAUCAGUUCAGAUAUGGAAACAAAGUGUUCGGAUCAUAAGAUAUGAAAUCAAAUCGAGCGGCGAAUCAUCUUCGAUACGUAACUUACUAAGACACCUUCUUUGCCUUCUCCAAGGGAGACUAAUGAGUUAACUCAGGAUAAUGACAAUGAUCUUAGAAUGAGCAAAUUGAUCCGACAAGCAAUUGCUAACUCACCAGAUAUAUUGCCCCCAAGGCAUAGUCAUAGCAAGGCAAUGAACUUGCAAAGGUCUAGUAGACCACCAAGAAACCAAGAUGUGGAAGCCAUUAACAACGCGAACGAGGCCUCGGUCACGAGAGGCCUGCAUUUUAAUCCGAACCGGAUGCUUCGAAAAAGCCAUAGUGAUCUUGCAUUCCAAGAACUGCAAGGGUUCAAGGACUUGGGAUUCACAUUCGACGACGGAGAUUUGAGCCCUGAUGUGGUUAAUAUACUCCCAGGCUUGCAGGGAACUAAGAUAGAUGAGUUGGAGCAAGGGAAAGUGAGGAAGCCAUAUUUGUCCGAGGCAUGGCUCGUACAAGGCCCUGCACCUCCUCUUCCAGCUUGUGUAACUAAGAACUCAGCAGAGGAUAUGAAGGCACAAAUCAGGUUUUGGGCCAGAGCUGUUGCCACUAAUGUUCGACAAGAAUGCUGAGAAUUCAUUACAAAACUUGACAUUAUUAUUUCUAAUCUAAUUUUUCCAGUUUCCCAGAUUUUUAUUUUGUUUUCAUGUAGGACUGAUAAUAUAUUCUUUCCCCACUGUUCAUGUUCCAAAGGUAUUUGUAAUUAUUUUGUUUAGAUAAAUAUUUUUAAUAAAAUAAUUUUUGAGUUGCCAAUA